AUGGAUUCGCCUUCAGAAUCACCCAUGGAACAGGAGGAUAUUCCCUACCCUUGCAAGGGCUGUGGAGAAAUACUUGAGGAAGGAAAAGCAUUCGAAUUAGAUCUGGCGAUUCUGACAGGCGACCAGGCAUUCUGUGCCAAUUGCUUCAAAUGCCGAAACUGCAAGAGGAGGAUUGAAAACCUCCGCUAUGCCCGAACCUCCCAGGGUAUUUUCUGCAUGGAUUGCCAUGAGUCGCUCAUGCAACGACGUCGCAAGAAAAAGACGGCCGCGAAGAAACCCAAUGCCAUAUAUGACAAGUCGCUUCCUUCCUUGCCUCCGAGCUUGAUGGAAAGUCGUGAAGAGAAGCUUCCACCGAGAGAGUAUUCCGCUUCUCCCGAUGUUCCUUCCCGGAAUUAUGUUUCAGAAGAACGAGGCUCCAGCCGUGGUCCGGCUGAUGCCUCGCCUGCUCCACAGCCAGAGCAACCUCCAGCUCAAGACAAUCUUAUCCUCCCGUCAAGUGCGUAUCGCCCUGAUUCUCACAAACGUCAGUCCGCCAUGUCUACAAAGUCGGAAGUGGAUGCCGGGGAUGAAUUUUUGAUACCAGUCGCGUUCGACCCAACUCCCGACGAGCGCGUGUCACCGCAUAGCGAAAGCAUACCGGCUUCAGAUGGCCCACGUUCUGCGCCGCGAGAUUACUUCGACAAUUCGAAACCAGCGUCAUCCUCUCGCCAGGUCUCGUCCGAUCGCACACAGACCACACAAUCACCCUCCCCUCAUAUUGCCUUCCAAGAAAAGGGACGCCUGCCUCUACAAGCUGAUCAGAGUCGAUGGCGCCAGCAAGACUCGACGUCAAAAGUGGCUCAUAGCAAGACUGAUGGCAGCGACGGCUUCAGAUUGCAGGAAGCUCCCAGAGGAAGAAAGUCGGCAUCAAACCGUAGUUCCAAGUCCGAUCUUAGCGGGGCGAAAGAAGGAGCAUCCAUUUCGACAAGCUCACCUGGAGCUGGUGCUGCAGCACCCACAGAUUCUUCCAGAGCUCCUCAGACCUUUCCUGAAAGACAUACGAGCCCUCCCGUGUCUUCAUCAACGCCAUCAGUGCGAUCGCCCGACCAAACUCGCAACAGUAAUACCGAAAGUGAACCUGACCGAGUGGACACUAGCAGGUCUAUCCCUAAAUCCAACACAGUGCAAUUUCCGCCCAAGCGAGGAGACUCACUGGAGCAUUAUGUUUCCAGCCAGAUCCAUCGCAAGGACGUUGGAUCUGGUCCCAAAUCUGCACCCAAGGUUGGUGAGAGAACUGUGAAUACUGGAGCGGCGUCUAAAAAUGACUCAAAGGAUUCACCUGAUAUAUCCCGUUCGUUGACUCAUUCACAAGAAGGGACAGAAGAGUCAAAGGACGUGUCUACAAAUAUUAAUGAUGCGCCCGUUUCCUUGGACAACCAUCAUACCCGCAACGGGUCGAAUAUUCCUCCUCCCUCGGACAUCCAAAACAAUCUCAACUUAUCGCCUAGGUUAUUGCGUUACAGUGGCGGCGGUGAUUUCUCAUUGGACGAGGAAAUGUCUAGGAUUCUAGGCGUAGAGAUUCAACCAGACACGAGCGAAUCUUUCAUGAGACGAGUUUCGAACUCGGUGCGCCAUGGCCGGAGUUACAGUGACAAGGGCUCCCGCAUGUCAAAGGACGGCAAGUGGCCCAGGUCUCCAGCCAAUGGUGGCACUUUUGCACAUGACAUCAGCAGCCCUACCAGCCCUAGCUCUCCUGAAGAACUGGAAAAUGUCAGUUGGCUAAAGAGCGAACUGCGGAGAGAGCGCCAGCGUGCAGUUGAAAAAGACCAGAAAAUUGCAGAGCUUGAGAAGGCAUUGAAUGCUCAGGCAGAUGUGAAACAAGCUAACAGUGAACUACGCGAGAAGCGUUCAACUAUGGUUGUUCUGGAUACUAAGAAGGAAGUUGUGAUGCGUGAGCUAGCAGUAAUCACAGAACAUCUUGAAACCGAGAAACAUGGUGCUGCCCCUAUGGAUCUGGCAAAGUUGACAAACAAUGUUGUUCGUGGGUUUGCAGAAAAGCUACAGCAGCUCAAGGACUCAUACGGCCCACAGAUUGAAGAGCUCAUGCAGAAAAAGAAUGAGAUUGUGGAGGAAGUGGCAAAUCUUUCACGCAUGAAGGACAAGAGUUUCCAAGAAUUUGAGCAGUUGUCGUCAAAGAAUGCCCAGCUAGCAGAACUGAAUAACCAGCUCGUCAAUCAAAUACAAGGACUCUACAAAGCCAGCUCGACCACUGAUUCGUCCCGCUCCACGAACGGACUGGGCAUCUACUCGCACAACAAAGAGAGAUCCACGAGCUCGGUUGAUGGCACUAAAUCAAGUGACCUUGCGACUUCGGUUUCCACCAUGACGAUUCAUGAUGAGGUCGAACCUGCCACCAUUGUUCCUGGGCCGCAGGUUGUCAGUAUUCGCAAAGGACAAGUGCGCAAGUUCAACUGGAAACGAGGUGGUCAGUCGGUUGCCAAGGGUGUCAGCAAAGGUCUUAAAGCCUUUGCAGGCGAGAAGGAGAUGAUGGCUGCCGAUGGCACAAUUCAAACUGUCGAGGGACCAGCGCCACUGCCUCGCUCUCAAACGCAGGAACCACGGUUUGGUUUCUUUGGGAACCAGAAGAGACAAGCAGCGUGGAAAAAUCAACAGAAUGGCAGCUCACCAGCACUGGGCGAUAAUGCGUCUCUGAACAGUGAUAGUCUUUUUGGAGUCGACUUGGAACAACGAUUAGAACAAGAGAAAAGCAUCAUUCCUUCUGUGGUCACACGCUGUAUUCAAGAGGUUGAGCUGCGAGGAAUGGACGAAGAAGGCAUUUACCGAAAAUCGGGGGCUUCGACUGUCACUCAGAAUAUCCGCGAUGGUUUUGAGCACGCAAAUGACUUUGACAUUUCCGAUCCAGAUCUGGACAUCCACGCCGUGACAUCAGCUCUUAAACAGUACUUCCGCAAGCUGCCCACGCCGCUGAUUACAUACGAUGUCUACGAUAGUGUUCUUGAAACCAAUGAUGUUUCCGGGCAACAGAGUCGCAUCGAAGCUCUACGUGCAUCUUUGGAGGGGCUUCCACGCGUUCAUCGCGACGUGCUAGAGUUCCUUAUAUUUCAUCUUAAGCGUGUCGUAGAGCACGAAAAGACGAAUCUCAUGACCAGCCAGAACAUUGCCGUUGUCUUUGCUCCAACUAUCAUGAGACCAAUAGACAUUGCACGUGAGAUGACAGACGUCCAAAAGAAGAACGAAGCACUGAAGUUCCUCGUGGAAAAUUGUCAAGAAAUCUUCAUGUAA
Messenger RNA from Talaromyces atroroseus, 3282 nucleotides. RefSeq lists its product as hypothetical. Gene Ontology annotation, biological process: signal transduction; regulation of GTPase activity. Gene Ontology annotation, cellular component: cytoplasm. Bases 1 to 3282 code for a protein of 1093 amino acids. The transcript has 6 exons. The record is from RefSeq and is a predicted model, not a curated record. NCBI's taxonomy places the organism in Eukaryota, Fungi, Ascomycota, Eurotiomycetes, Eurotiales, Trichocomaceae.